This is a messenger RNA of Stylophora pistillata, 1494 nucleotides long. RefSeq names its product beta-2 adrenergic receptor-like. Gene Ontology annotation, cellular component: membrane. The record is from RefSeq and is a predicted model, not a curated record. Gene Ontology annotation, biological process: G protein-coupled receptor signaling pathway. Gene Ontology annotation, molecular function: G protein-coupled receptor activity. Lineage: Eukaryota; Metazoa; Cnidaria; Anthozoa; Scleractinia; Pocilloporidae.
AAGACAUGACGUUUUCUUCGAAAGCGUUUUUCUAAAUGCGUCGUGAUUAGUUAGGGUCUUCUCUAUCACAUAACUCGCAUAGAUCAAGAUUGAGCCUAAAGAGUCUCAGCUUCGGUUGGAAUUUAUCAUGAAGAACAGAAGCUUCGGGGGAGCAAACGACAAACCAUGUGUUGCGGAAAUGUCGUUAAUUUCUUCCGCUUUUCUGAUUUUUUUGUACGCUGUCUCCAGCAUGACUUGUCUUUUCGGCAAUUGUGUUGUCCUUCUUGCGAUCUAUCAAACAAAGUCUCUCCGAACUGUAUCAAACUUUUUCAUCGCUUCGCUCGCUGUGGCAGACAUUUCAGUGGGUUUUCUCAUGAACCCGAUUCUGAUAUCUAAAGUGGCAUUGAACAUUUGGCAAGGAAACCACUGGCUUUCUAAACUUGCUGACUUAAUGUGGAUCCAAACGACAACAAGCACUACUUUUAAUUUAUGUUCUGUCAGCAUUGAUAGAUAUAUAGCAAUUACUGCGGUUUUUAAAUACCACCGAAUCAUGACUCGCAAGAAGUGUUUCACCGCAUUAAUUUUGAUUUGGCUAUUUUCUUUCUUGUUUGCCUCUGUGAGACUUUUUAUCGACAACUCAGACGAGCUUCCAAGACUUUGGAUUUCAACCACAGUGUUAACAGUUAUCAUUCCACUCUUCCUCAUUGGAUUUUGCUACCUAAAAAUUUGCUGCGCUGCAAGGACGCAGAUCAAGAAAAUCGCUGAACGCAAGAUAAGCGCAGAAGAAGCGAGAUUAUCUGCUAUGAACAGAAAAGCAGCUUGGACAGCGGGAGUAGUUAUUUUUCUUUUUGUGAUCAUGUGGUUACCAAGCUUUGUGGCUUCCUGCAUCGAGCUUACGACAGCGAAUCGCUGUAAAAAGUUAGAAGUUGACUAUGCUUGGUUCUGGUUCGCCUUUUUAUGCUUUUUAUCAUCAGCCGUUAAUCCAUGGGUUUACACGAUAAGAGUGCCAGAAUUUAAAAACACUUUGAGAAGAAUUCUGGGUCGAAAGCGGAUGAGUAGAGAGCUUUCUCGAAGAAUCAUUGCGAGUUUUCGAAAUUCGAAAAGCAAUCCGCCAGCAGUUUAAAUUACUCGACAUUCAAUGUUUAAUAGAUUAAUACGAAAAAUAUUUGCGUCGCAACUACAGUUUAAGACUAUUUACUGAAUCAUGUACAAUAAAGAAAACGGAGAGAAAUUUGGUGAUUGACUCUUUGAGCCUGUACUUUUUCAUUCAAACGCUUAGCUCUUGAUUUCUAAUGGUCAACCUUAAUUGUCACACCUUGAACGCUAAGCAGUUGCAGCUUUUUUAUCCAAAUUUUUCCUUUUUAAAAACUUUUAAAAUUUUGAUCAGAAAUUCAUUGAAGCAGCUUUCAGAAACUGUUAUUCCUCGUUGUACGAACUACUAUUUAAACGGCAAUUUUCAAAGCUUUAUUUCUGAGAAAAAGUCAGCAACGAAGCUGGUCAUAUCAAAAGAAAAAA